This is a messenger RNA of Hemibagrus wyckioides, 919 nucleotides long. RefSeq lists its product as uncharacterized. The transcript has 4 exons. Bases 103 to 717 code for a protein of 204 amino acids. Lineage: Eukaryota; Metazoa; Chordata; Actinopteri; Siluriformes; Bagridae. The record is from RefSeq and is a predicted model, not a curated record.
UAGCAGGUGCAUUCUGACUUGUGUGUCCUCCCAUGUGCAGUCAAGAACAGGAAAACGCUGUCGUCUGUUCUUCUCUCACUUGUGAGAGGCAGUAAUGCAGAGAUGCACGUCGACCGGUUCGCUUGUAUUAUUGUAUUUCUGUCCUUUUCUCCAACAUUUUCCUGCUUUCACACCAAAGAUGGGGGGAAAAGCAACUUUUGCAUCAAAGACAGAAUCCUGGUAAUACAGACAGUGAUGUCAGAUGCUGUCAAUGCUUCCAUCAGCUGCCCAGAUCUGAAACUGAAGGAGAAUGCUCGCAUUGUGCUAUAUAAAGACACCGAGCUGCAUUUUACAGAUUUCCAAAAGACUCAAGUAACAAACACCACAAAUGAAAAGCAAAGAUUUCAUGUUCAUGUUACGAAUGAAACUGUAGAUUAUAUAAUAGACAUGCCUCAAGUCAGUGACACAGGCUUGUACAACUGCACAGUAGCACAUGGAGACAUUUCCAAAACAACCUAUGCUUAUCUUCUUGUUAAAGACUCAAGUCUUCAGUCCUGUACGGAUGCGGGACACUCAGUGUCUUGGAUACUGCUUGCUGUAGGCUGCGGGUUAAUGACUUUGUAUAAUAUUAUCACCACAAUUGUCAGCUGCUCCUUUGCUUGGAAACUCCAGCAUCAGGAUACAUACUACAAUGACUACUUCAACACAAGGCCGGGAGAGUUCUCAAGAGUCAAAUAAGUUCAGCAUUAGCUCCAGCUCCCAUCCAUAACACUUUAUCUAUAACUGACCACAAAUAAUAAAAACAUUCCUGAGUCCUGAUCAUCUAAGUGCCAUUUUAAAUAUUUGUAUAAUUUAUUAAAAUACUUUGUGAAUAUGGAUGUAUUCUGCAAACUGUUCAAUAAAACAUAAUGUGUCAAUUUGACCGGCUGUGUAUUUUCUC